Eremothecium cymbalariae DBVPG#7215 is the source of this 3084-nucleotide messenger RNA. It is a transcript of the gene KAP120, whose product is annotated as karyopherin KAP120. The transcript has a single exon. Gene Ontology annotation, molecular function: small GTPase binding. Lineage: Eukaryota; Fungi; Ascomycota; Saccharomycetes; Saccharomycetales; Saccharomycetaceae. The record is from RefSeq and is a predicted model, not a curated record. The coding region runs from base 1 to 3084 and encodes 1027 amino acids. Gene Ontology annotation, biological process: protein import into nucleus. Gene Ontology annotation, cellular component: nuclear envelope; cytosol.
AUGGAUCUGGUGUUGAAUGAGUUAAAUUUGGUUCAAGUUUUGGAAAAGGCUAGUGAUCCUCGAGACACUGGAUCUAGCGAACCAAUUGUGGCAGAGGAACAGUUGAAGUUGUGGCAAGGUUUGCCUGGGUAUCAUUACUCUUUGCAAUCUGUGUAUCUUAAUUUAUCAUGGUCUUUGCAAGUUCGAUGGUUGGCAAUUAUUCAAUUUAAAAAUAGCACGGAUAAGUUUUGGAGGCCUACUAGGAUGAAUUGUAUUUCAAAGGAUGAGAAGAGUUCAAUAAGAGAUAGAUUGUUUCAUAUGGUGAACGAGGAGAAUAAUCAGCUUGCUAUUCAGAAUGCGCAUGCUACGGCCAAAAUAGCGAGGUUGGACUACCCACAGAACUGGCCAAAUAUGUUUGAAUAUUUUGAGAUCGCUUUGGCAGAUCAUCAAGUUUUACAGAAUGAUGUCAAGGUUUACAAUAUAUUGGUUCAUUUGAAUCAAAUUAUCAAGGUUAUAGCGCCUGCAAGAAUUGCCAGGUGUCGUCCUGCAAUGCAGAUCAAAAUGCCCUUGGUUUUUCCAUUGAUUGUUAGGGUUUAUUUGACUAAUUUUAAUAAAUGGACCUCUUCGAAUGUUUUGGAAAAGAAUGAACUGCCCAGCCUAAAAAUCUCUUAUUUGGCGCUGAAGGUGUUACGAAGGGCCAUUGUUGAUGUGUACGAAAGUCCACAUAAGGACCAAGCAGUUAUUGAAUUCAUGGAUAUAUCCCUUGGGCAUUUUAGUUCACUGCUUCUUAAUCAUGGAAGCUUCAAGACAUUUGACGAGUAUGAAAAAUUUAUUAAAUGUUACUGUAAACUAUAUUACAAUUUGGUUAAUGUUUCACCUUUCAGCUUUGUACUCCUUCCAAGCUCCUACAAUAUACUUGUAAAGACAACUAGUUUGUUAUUUGAUAGGGCUGUUGAUGUUUAUCAAGAGAACGCAGAAGUCACUAGUGAUUUUUGGGAGCAGUUGGCAAUUAGAGCAUUUGGAAUCCUAAGAGCUAUUGUUCAAUUAGUUCAAAAGAAAGGGGCCAUAUAUAUUAGGUCUCAAACUGAAAGAACCGAGGUUCGUGCGGCAAUUGCAAAGCUUUGCUCUCAGUUUUUGAACGAAGAAUUGUUAGCCAAGUUAAUGGAUCUUUUGAUAGAAUGGUAUUUGAAAAUGCGACCUGCUGAGCUAGAACAUUGGUAUUUGGAUCCGGAAGAUUGGAUCAACGAACAGAUAUCAUCUGGUUACGAAUAUCAAAUUAGGCCAUGUGCAGAAAAUUUCUUUCACCAUUUAAUGAAUUGUUUCUCUGAUUUUCUUUGUCCUUAUCUAUUAACUACCAUUGAGACAGAAUCUGGUAAGCUAUCUUCAUCUAUGGAUGAUUUUUUAAAGAAAGAUGCAAUGUUUGCCGCCUUCCAGCUGGCGUCUACAAAUUUAUCCAAACAUGUUGAUUUUGAUCGCUUGUUGGUGCAAAUAUUCCUUCCUGAAGCAGUUGCUAGGGAUUCUACUUCUGCCGAUAGAUUAAAAAUAAUAAGAAGAAGACUUGCUCUGAUUAUAAAUGACUGGUGUACUGUCAAGUGUUCAGCGGACAGUAAAGUACACUGUUACGACUUUUUUUUGGAAUUACUUACUAAUGAUUCAGACAAGGUGGUUCAACUAACUGUUGUUCAAUCUCUAAGAACAAUGGUGGGUGAUUGGGACUUUGAUAAAGACCAAUUUCAACCUUAUUUGGAUGAAUUUGUUACGACUCUUUUAAGGAAUAUUCUGCCUUCUACAAAAUACACUGAGACAAAGUUAUAUGUUCUAAACACGUUAAGCGACAUUGUUAUACAAAAUAAAGGUGUCAUCGGCAACAAACUGUUGAUGGAAAUUUUGCAAAUUGUUCCAGAAUUAUGGAAUGUUGUGGCCAAUGAUGACACCCAAUCAAUCCUAGCUAAUGCAUUAUUAAGGUUGUUGAGGUAUUUGCUGAUCUCACUAGGAGGUUAUUCACAUGCUGCUUGGUCAGCUGCAAUUCCAGCACUUGAAUUAUCGUGCAAUCCUAGUUCUUGCCAUUUCAGUUUAUUGUACGAAGAUGGUUAUGAAUUGUGGAGUGCCUUAUUACAAAAUUUCGACCCAAGUAUGGCCGCCUUGGAUAGUCGAUUAAUUGAUAUAGUAUGGUGUCUUGAAUACGGCGUACAAAAUCAAACAGAAUCAUUGCCAACAUUACUGGAAAUAGUAAAAAGUUACGUUUUGUUACUUCCCUCAGACCAAUAUUUGUCCAUUAAUGUAUUCAGUAGCAUUUUGAAGCAUGCAUCAUCAUAUUUGUUAAAGCUGAGAGAUGAUUGUUUUGAUAUUGUUCUGUCCAUUCUAGAUACCUUAACGCUAUUAAAUGAGGAAGAUUUAGGGGUUAGAUUAAUAAAGUAUUUCUUCGAAGCUGGGGUUUUUACUGCGCUCUUAAAUGCCAUAUUCAUUAAAGAUAAGUUAUCAUCCUUCCAGCAUGAUCAAAUAUGCCGACCCAUUUCCAGAAUAGCGUUUAUCAAUCCCACAGGCAUUCUGGAUGUUAUUAGAAACUAUCAUGAAUCCAUGACAACGCGGACCGAAAACGCACUUGUGGAAGAUUCCUUUCAGCAAUUCUGUAUUAACAGAGAGACGCCCUUAGACGAAGUAAUCAAGAUUUUCAUGUCUAGAUGGUCUUCGUGCCUCAAUAUAUUCCACGAUUCCAAGGUGACAAAAAUACACGCCUUGGGAACUUCAAGUAUGCUGAAGACAGGUCACAUUAGUAUCUUAACAGAAUUUUCUUCAAUUUGCAAUGCAUGGAUUGAGUUUAUGGAAGAAAUCAAUGAAGAUACAGUUGGAGAUUGUGAAAAAUAUCAUCUUACCGACUCCGAUCCUGAACUCCAAGGUUACACAAUUGAACAAUUGAGAUAUAACGAACUCUAUAGAACCAGAGAUCCUGUACAUCACGUCAAUUCCAAGAAGUUUUUUCAAGAUAUCCUGUACACUUUGCAGAAGGAAUUGGGUUCCCAGUACCCGGCUUUCUUGAAAACAGUGGACAGUGUAAUAUUAUCUAACUUGGAGAUAUUCUUAUCCAUCAGUCCACAGAAAUCGUAG